CGUCGCCCCGGGCCGCCCCCUGGCCGCGCCCCACGCCCCGGCGGCGGCGCCCAGCGCUUUAUUCGCCUCUGCCGCCCGCGGGGAGCGGCUGUGGCCGGGAAGAUGGCGAGCCGCAGCCUCCGCCUGCUGCUCCUCGGGUACUUGGGGGUCCUCAGCUAUUGUAAAGUAUCUGGAAUUUCCAUUGAAACGGAUAACAAAAACGUAAAAGCAGAGGAGUUUAAGGAGGCCAUUCUUAGUUGCAAGCACAAAUUUUCAAAAGCGAUGAGCUUCAGAAUAGAAUGGAAAAAAAUCCAGUCCCAAGGAGUCUCAUUUGUCUACUACAAUGGUGAAUUUACAGGUGAUCUUCGAGGCCGAGCUGAGAUGCUGAAUACAGGAAUCCGUAUUAGAAAUGUGACCAGAAAGGAUUCUGGGACCUACCGCUGUGAAAUCAGCGCAAAGAGCGAAGAGGGGCAACGCCUGGGAGAGGCUACUAUUACUCUCACAGUAUUGGUUGCUCCAGCUACGCCAGUAUGUGACGUACCCAGCUCUGCAAUGACAGGAACAGUAGUGGAACUGAGCUGUAAGGAGACAGAGGGGUCUCCUCCAUCGGAGUACCAGUGGUACAAAAAUGGUGUUGCCUUACUGGAAAAGACAGGAACAGGCAGUGCUAGAGCUGCAAACAUAACUUACACCAUGAAUAAAAAGUCUGGCACUCUGCUAUUUAACACAGUUACAAAGAGUGACACUGGAGAGUAUUUCUGUGAAGCCUCCAAUGGGAUUGGAUUAUCUCAGAAAUGCUCAGUGAAGCGAAUGCAAGUUGAUGACCUUAAUGUAAGUGCUAUCAUCGCUGCUGUAGUAGUUGUGGCUCUGGUAAUGGCAUUAUGUGGUCUUGGAGUACUUUAUGCCCAAAAAAAGGGCUACUUUACAAAGGAAAGCUCUUCCCAAGGGAAGACGAACUAUCAAUCUACAAGUGAAAAGGAUUUCAAGCAUACCAAGUCCUUUGUUAUUUAGAAGAUUUCAGCCUCUGUGAGGGACAUCAAAUGACUACUUGUUAUACAAAAGUAUCAAAGGGAUCUUUUGACCUCUACUCUGUAAAUAUCAUUUCCACGUACUACACACUGAAAAUGGGAACUGCCAAUGUUUAGACCUAGUCAACCUAACUGCUUGACUGCUUUUAAAAAACAAAACAAAACAAACAAAACAAAAAAACCUUAACUUAAAGGUAGGCCUAAAUUGAAUACACAAGUCAAUUUGUGUGAUGAAUUCUCAUUUUGUUCAUGUGUACAUGCAGCAGUACAGGAUUCACUCUUACAGCUUGGAACAGUCUAUUCAAAUAACUUCCACACAUGGCCUUGCUACCACUGCUUCUGCUAAGUCUUCACCAUUGUCAAGGAUUCAAACACUCCUGCAAUACUGACUUCUUAGUAGCUUGACACUGCAUGAGAUUUGCCAAAGCCAUCUCUAAGUGUGUAAGUAAUCAUGCAGACUUAAACUCACUAUCCUGACAAAAUAAAGCUUCCUGUAUCUGAGGCUAAAGCAGUGAUUUAUUGUUUAAUACAAAAUGCCUACAGCUCCUUUUCUACAAGGAAGUCUCAUUCUCUCUUUGUAGCUUGGACAUGUAAUUUUAUUCUGAAGAAAAAUCAUGCCAGUACAACUCAAGCUGUAGCAUCUGGACCCUAACUGUUGAAGUGUCACAAAUAAAAACUUCCUCAGAACCUGAAGUGUUUGUGUUAGUUAUUCAGUUACUGGAAUUUAAAUCUCACAGCCUCAUUAACAGGUUUCAGUUGCUUCUAUAAGAUGAACACUUCACUUGUGUGUUCAUUGAUGCACUGUAAAACUAGUGUAUUUGUGCAUAUACUUCUGACUGUGCAGGGCCAUCGCUAGCACUGGGCUUUGCUACUGAUUUAGGGUUCAUGGGUUUGGUUUUUUUUUGUGCACAAGCUUUUUGGAUGUGACGAACUCGGAAAACCAAGUAGUUCCUUCUUGGUCUAUCAUUAUUGGUGCAGUAACA
This is a messenger RNA of Cuculus canorus (common cuckoo), 1990 nucleotides long. It is a transcript of the gene JAM2, whose product is annotated as junctional adhesion molecule 2. The record is from RefSeq and is a predicted model, not a curated record. Gene Ontology annotation, cellular component: protein complex involved in cell adhesion; cell surface; tight junction. The coding region runs from base 103 to 990 and encodes 295 amino acids. Gene Ontology annotation, biological process: leukocyte tethering or rolling. The transcript has 10 exons. Lineage: Eukaryota; Metazoa; Chordata; Aves; Cuculiformes; Cuculidae.